Paramecium sonneborni is the source of this 1367-nucleotide messenger RNA. The record is from the annotation of a GenBank genome assembly. NCBI's taxonomy places the organism in Eukaryota, Ciliophora, Oligohymenophorea, Peniculida, Parameciidae.
AUGAAUUAUAAUAAUAUACGAAAUAUAGGGAAACGGCGAGAAUCUAUGGCAUCUGUGAGCAAAGAGUAAAUAAAGAUUUAAGAAGAGGAGGCAUCAAAUGUUUAGUUAUUUAUUCUUCAGACAGAGAAAUUAAAGAAAUUAUUGUAGAUUCCAAAAGAAUAUAGAGAUACAAACAUUUUGGCAGAGAUUGCAUCAAUUGCAAAAGUAUGAUAUUAUGUUUAAAUAUCAGUAAAUAGGUUUUUUGAGUAAUUAUAAGGAUAGACCAUUCUUCACUGAUUUAUGUAAACAUCUUUACAUGUAGACAUUUGAACCAAAUUCAUGUAUAUUUAAAUAAGGAGAUGAGGGUGAUAAGUUUUAUGUUAUUUUGAAUGGGAGUGUUAGAGUAUUAAUUGAUUAAGCAACAACUUUAAAAGAUGUUAUGAUAAAGAAAGAGGUAGCUUAAUUAAAAAAGGGAGAAUUCUUUGGAGAGAUGGCAUUAUAAUUUAAUUUAAAAAGAACUGCUACAAUAAUAACUAAUGAAAUAACGGACUUAAUCAUAUUAGAAAAUGAAGCAUUUUAAUAAUUUAUGUUAGCUGAUCAUAUGUAAACAGAAAGAGUUAAAGAAACUAAAAUGUUUUUAGAGAAAUUAGAAAUAUUUUAAGGAUUUAGUAAUAAGAUAAUGGUAAGUUUAAGUACAAAAUGUAUAUAAAGUAGACAUAAACAUUAAACAAUAUUAUUGAAAGCAGAGACUAUUCCUAAUAAAUUAUUUAUAAUUAAAUCAGGUUGUGUUUCUGUAAUUUAAAAAUUGCCAGGAGUUAUAUCUGAUUAUGCUCCUUAAAUUGAAUAUGGAUUUCCAUUAAAUGAAUAUUUUGAAAUAUCUGAACUUGGUGAAGGUGAGAUAUUUGGAGAUUUUGCUAUGCUCAAAUAAGAGAAAUCUAAAUAUACAUACAUGACAGCUAUUGAAUCUGAAAUUAUUACACUUAGUUUAUUUGAUAUUAAAAAAAUAGUACCUUCAGAUUUGUUAGAUUAAUAUAUAGUUAAAUUAUAAACAUAUCCAGAACCAUCAGAAUUAAGAGAAAUGAUUAUUGAAAAAGAUUAAUGGGAAAAAUAUAAAAAAUAAUUGUUAAAUAGAGUUUAUAAAGAGAAAUAAACUCGAAAAGGAUUUAAUGAAGGUUUACGUUUACCUACUUUGAAUGAUUCAUACAUACAACCACCAAAUAGACAUAAUAUUAAGGCCUUGUAUACAUUUCCUCUUAAUUAGUGUCAUUAAUGAUAAAAGAUAAAGACUUACUCCAGUAGAGAAAAGACUGUUCUUUAAUGAAAUGAAUUACAUUCGUUAAUCUGUUUCAAAUGAAAGACUUAAAAAGUUCCUUAAAAAUUACUAAUGA